AUGGAGGCACAAAGUUACAGUGGUUUGUUUGUUGAAGAGGAGAAUAAAAGCAAUGAUGUACAGUUAUUGAAGUUAAAGACAAGCAGCCUUACUUUUACCAAAGCCAAUAACCCUUAUACCGGAUUCGAUCAUCUUAAAUUUACUGUUACAAACGCCAAACAAGCUGCCUCCUUCUACUGUACCCGACUUGGAUUCAAGCAUGUCGCCUAUCGCGGUCUUGAAACUGGUUCCCGCGAAGUUGCUUCCCAUGUAGUAAAGCAAGGAGAAGCUAUAUUUGUAUUCGAAAGCCCCAUUCAUCCUGAGUCUAUGGUUGACAUGGCUGCAGAGAUUGCCAGAAGAGGUGAUGCAGUCAAGGAUGUCGCCUUUAACGUAACUAACUGCCGAGCGGUUUAUGAGAAAGCAAUUUCUCGAGGUGCUAUCUCCGUAAAAGCACCCGAAGAAAUCACUGACGAGGAUGGAACUGUGGUAAUGGCCACUCUUGCAACUUAUGGUGAUGUUCAUCACACUCUGAUUGAACGUACAAAGUACAAAGGAGUUUUCUUACCGGGAUUCAAAGAUUCAUCUGUAGCCUUGAGAUUCAAGGACCCAUUAGAGGAACUUUUGCCCCACGUUCCCCUCCAGUUUAUUGACCAUGUCGUCGGAAACCAGCCCGACGAUAUGAUGGACCCCGUCGCUGAUUUUUACGAGAAAGCAUUUGAUUUCCACCGUUUCUGGUCUGUGGAUGACAAAGAUGUCUAUACUGAAUAUAGUGCUCUUCGUUCAGUAGUCAUGGCCGACCCAGCUGAAAGAAUCAAGGUUCCUAUCAAUGAGCCAGCACUAGGGAAGAAAAAGUCUCAGAUUCAGGAGUUUGUCGACUUUUACGGAGGUGCAGGUGUACAACACAUUGCUAUCAACACAAAUGAUAUCAUCACAUCUGUAACCAAUAUGCGCCAACGAGGCUGUGCGUUCCUGACCAUUCCGGACACGUACUAUAUUGCACUUCGGGCCGCCCUUUCGAAGCACAACAAGACUGCUUUGAGACCCGUUGCUGAGAAUCUGGAUAUACUUCAGAAGCUAAACAUCAUGGUCGAUUACGAUGAGAAUGGCUAUCUUCUACAGAUCUUUACUCGCCCAUUGGAAGACCGUCCGACUGUGUUUGUUGAGAUCAUUCAGCGUAACAAUCAUAAUGGUUUUGGCGCUGGAAACUUUAAAAGUCUCUUUGAGAGUCUUGAGAUUGAACAGAACAUUCGUGGAAAUUUGACUGAUAUGAAACAGCCUACUGCUGUUCUUAGCAACUAA
Phycomyces blakesleeanus NRRL 1555(-) is the source of this 1278-nucleotide messenger RNA. RefSeq lists its product as hypothetical. Gene Ontology annotation, biological process: L-tyrosine catabolic process. The transcript has 5 exons. NCBI's taxonomy places the organism in Eukaryota, Fungi, Mucoromycota, Mucoromycetes, Mucorales, Phycomycetaceae. Bases 1 to 1278 code for a protein of 425 amino acids. The record is from RefSeq and is a predicted model, not a curated record. Gene Ontology annotation, molecular function: 4-hydroxyphenylpyruvate dioxygenase activity.